Ixodes scapularis (black-legged tick) is the source of this 1804-nucleotide messenger RNA. RefSeq names its product protein ALP1-like. Bases 281 to 1357 code for a protein of 358 amino acids. NCBI's taxonomy places the organism in Eukaryota, Metazoa, Arthropoda, Arachnida, Ixodida, Ixodidae. The record is from RefSeq and is a predicted model, not a curated record. The transcript has 3 exons.
AGCGGUACAUUUAUUUGGACAAAUGCCGCAUAAAAAGCCACUUUUAAAAAAUAUUUUCCUCAUUACGAGUAGUUAUAGUGGUACUUCCUUGGUAUACGACCAAGUAACUUAAUUUGUCAGCUAAGCUGUUGGAUACUGGUCGCGCCUCAAGCCAAACGCAUCCGUCGAGGGCUAGCCGACGCCGUCUCGUGUGCUCACCUUGCCCGUGGUGCAACGUGGUGCUGUCGAAGGUAACCUGCGGCAGCCUCGGUUCGGAUCAUCGGCUCCUUCCACGGGUGUGAUGGCGCGCUACAGCGUGUUGGGCGACAAUUUACUGUUAAAUGAGCUAACGUGGCCGGAGAUUGAAGCGAUAUAUUCUGUUCAAUCAGAGCCUGUCCCCAGACGCAACAUUGGGCAGCACGGAUUUGUAGAUGUUCCGAACAUGGACGAGUGGACGUUCAAAAGGAGCUUUAGAUUUGAAAAAAUGGAUUUAGAAGAUCUGGUGGCAGCUCUAAAAAUUCCAGCCGAGGUAAAAAGCGCCCAGCGAGUGAGGGUUCCGGGGUACGAGGCGCUGUGCAUGACCCUGCGAAGGCUGGCGUACCCCAAUCGCCUUUGCGAUUUAGAAAGAACGUUCGGUCGGCACAGCUCGGUCAUUUCGAGCGUAGUAAGCACUGUCAUGGCGCAUAUAGAAUACCAGUUUGGACAUCUGCUAUCAGACCUGACGAACCACAAGUGGCUUGACGUGCCCUGCCUCAAGAAGCUCUCCGAGGCGGUGCAUGCGAGAGGUGCGCCGUUAAAGAACUGCUGGGGCUUCAUCGACGGCACUGCCCGACAUAUCUGCCGGCCGUCGGUGGGGCAACAGGAGCAUUUCUCCGGACACAAGCCGCACCACGUGCAGAAAUAUCAAGCACUGAUGUCUGCCAACGGCAUCAUCUGCCAAUUAGAUGGCCCUUUUAAUGGGCGACGACAUGACGCAGGUAUCCUCAAAGACACCGCCCUUUAUGACAACUUGCAAGCCAUCAACCACGGUGAAAGAUACGUCAUCUACGGGGACCCAGCGUACCCACUGCGGCCUCUCCUUCUCAAGCCAUUUGGAGGCUCCCGCCUGCUGCCGCACGAAGCUCUCUUUAACAAGAGGAUGAAUACAGUCCGCCAGGCGGUCCAGUGGGGGUUUGGGAAGGUGGCCGCAGAUUUUGCUUUUGUGGAUUUCCACAAGAACCAGAAAAUGUCGCGUCAAAGACUUGGGCGCAUGUAUAAGGUUGCCACCCUACUGUCAAAUUGUCACACAUGCCUAUACGGCAGUCAAGUGUCUAAUUUCUUUGAGGUCGAGGCACCCGCCCUUGAUGAUUACCUUGUGCCCCUUUCCCUUGAUUCGUAAACUUCAUGUUAUGUUUGGUGUAUAUAGAUGCACUUGCAUGUAAAUGUAUAGCAUAGGACACCAAGUGUUCCUUUCUUUCUAGUUUCAAUUCUACUUCAGGUCCGCUGUUUCCAUUUUGCGCGGCAUGUAACGCUGUGUUUCUACGUAUGUAAAUCGAAAGUUCUCUUUGAGCUGCUUUCAUUUUCUGAAUUUGUUCUAAUUUUUUUUUUGUGUUUGCUAUCCUAGUUUGUGUGUUUCUGUUUCAAUUUACAUGCGAGUUUUGCCCCCUCCCCCUAUGUAAAGCACCCCGUGGACAUUUAAGGGUGAUAAUUAAUAAAAUAAUGAAUCAAUCAGUGUUCCCUAGACUGCAAUAUAUAUUGUAAGGAUUCAGAAAGGACAGAAUAACAUCCUCAGAAGGUGCAGAGCUAUUAUGUCCUCUUUUCUGCAUCCUUCUAAAAUAUUUCCAUC